Molecule: messenger RNA, 3279 nt
Organism: Oncorhynchus tshawytscha (Chinook salmon)
Lineage: Eukaryota; Metazoa; Chordata; Actinopteri; Salmoniformes; Salmonidae
Product: sialoadhesin-like
Exons: 12
Coding region: 1365-3146 (593 amino acids)
Source: RefSeq, a predicted model, not a curated record
ACUUCUUGUUUCCACACAGUGACAGUAAGUUGACUGACUGUUCAAGACCUCUCCCCUUCACUUCACUCUGACUGCAGGGUGGGAGAUGUAACAAUGGCCUUGGGAACAGCAGGAAGUGUGUUGGUGAUCUUUCUCUGGUCUGUAGCAGUGGUACUGGGUCAGGAUGGCUGGAGUGUGACUUACACCACUCAUAGUAUCUGUACCUUGAAGGGGUCAACAGUAGAGCUGUCCUGCUCUUACACAUAUCCCAGUGGUUAUACAGUCACGACAACCUACUGGUUCAACAAAUAUGAUGCUGUUGGUCCUGUAAGUCUGAGUGAUGACCCAGACUACAAAGGACUUGUGACGUACCGUAAGGAUAAAGAGAAUGGUCACACCCUGACAAUCACAGACCUGAGAGAGAGUGACUCAGCUACGUACAAAUUCAGAUUUACAGAUCAGACUGGAACAUGGAGGUAUACUGGCGAUCCUGGAGUCACUCUGUCUGUCACAGGUCUUCAGGUGAAGGUGACUGGUGGACAUCAGGAUAAGACACUGACCUGUAGCACCAGCUGUACUCUGACUGACAACCCCACCUACAUCUGGUACAAGAACGGACACAAAGUAAAGGAGGACACUUCCAGCCUGUAUUCAGACUACUUUAGUGAUGCAGACAGCUAUUCCUGUGCUGUAAAAGACCAUGAGGAUCUCCUCUCUCCUGCAGUGUUUAAGUGUGGACUUUUACAUACAACAUUUGUUUCAGGUUGUCAGACAAUCAUUAUUGAAUUUGCUGUGAAUGUGACGUCCACUUCUGCUUUAGUUCCGUAUGCUUUGCCACGCAGUGUUGAAUGGGCUUCAAGAUAUAUAAUCAAAUUCAUGAAAAUGCAGUCAAUGGAUGAAUUUACUUCUGCCAGAUACCUUUCAUUAUGUUUUUGCACUUGUACACCAUUGCACUACAUUUUUGAGCAGUGAAGACCCAUGAACAAAGAAAAAGUUUAAAAACUACAAAGCUGAUGGGAUAGUCACUUCCUGGUUACUUUCACAGCAUAUGAUUUAAACAUGAUUAUUUAUUUAUUUUCAUUUAUACUUGGAGGUGAGGUGCCCUGAUUGGUGUCACUCGUUAGUCAGAAUGUGUUACAACUGGGGGGUUUUAUUUUGUUUGCCUCUUCUUGGGUAAAUGUUGUGGGCGCUCAUGUCUUUUUGUUCCAGUUGUUGUUGAUAGUACAUUUUCAAUGGACUCCCCCAUGAGUGUCUUUCAGAGCCCACUGGUCUCAUUUUUGUCUUUGUCAGUGACUCUUUUGUUAAUUCCCCCUUUUGUUUUGGUUACAUUUGAGGUUUUCUUGCUGGGGAACGUAACAGCAUAAGUGUAUACAGUAGAUAUUGUAAUGAAAGAUUUUUAUAAAGGUGUUAUAUUGUCUUGUAUUUUAGGUCAGAAGUGUUGGAGUGUGACUUACACCCAUCAGAGUAUCUGUACCUUGAAGGGGUCAACAGUGGACAUAUCCUGCUCUUACACAUAUCCCAGUUAUCAUGAGAUCAAACAAGCUUUCUGGUUUACUAAAUGGUCUGGUGUGGAGCCUGAAGAUCUGAGCUCAGUGCCAGGGUAUGAGGGUCAUAUAGAGUACCUUGGGGAUAAGGAGAGUGACUGUACCCUGAGAAUCACAGACCUGAGAUUGAGGGACUCUGCUGGGUUCAGGUUCAGAUUGGUAACAUCUGGGGAAAGGUUUUCUGGCUCACCUGUCUACCUGACUGUCACAGAUCUUCAGGUAAAGAUGACAACUUCACUGUUUUCAAGGCAGGUGACACUGACCUGUAGCACCACCUGUACUCUGACUGACAACCCCACCUACAUCUGGUACAAGAACGGACACAAAGUAAAGGAGGACACUUCCAGACUGGACUCAGACUACCGUAACACUGAAGACAGCUUCUCCUGUGCUGUAAAAGGCCAUGGGUACCUCCACUCCCCUGCAGUGUGUGUCCGUGGUCAGAACUGUUGGAGUGUGACUUACCCCCAUCAGGGAGUCUGUGCCUUGAAGGGGUCAACUGUGAAUAUAUCCUCCACGUAUGACAGUGGUUAUGAUACAAUCACAUCAUCACACUGGUUUAGUUCUAAACAAAGUUCCAGCUGGAAGGAUAAGUUGGUCCCUGAGGACCUAACCACAGACCCAGAGUAUGCAGGUCGUGUGGAGUAUGUUGGAGAGAAGGAGAGAGGUCACUCCAUCCUGAGAAUCACAGAUCUGAGAGAAGAGGACUCUGCUGAGUACAAGUUCAUAUUCAACACACAAACCUCAGGAUGGGGGUACAGCUUCCCUGGAACAACUCUGACUGUCACAGGUCUUCAGGUGCGGAUUAAGGAUCCAACCAACAUCAUAGAGGGAAAGGGUCUUUGUCUGUUCUGUGAGUCCAUAUGCUUUCUGCAGGACAACCACUCUUACAUCUGGUACAAGAACGGACAACGUCUGAUCAGGCAUGAGACCAAGUACCUGUACCUAAAGCCAGUCAGCAGUGAGGAUACAGGCAGAUACUCAUGUGCUGUAGAAAACUAUGAGUAUCUCCGGUCUCCUGAAGAGGCUCUCACUGUCAGAUAUGGCCCAAAGGUCACCUCAGUGUCAGUCAGUCCCUCUGGUGAAAUAGUGGAGGGCAGUUCAGUGACUCUGACCUGCAGCAGUGAUGCCAACCCACCUGUGGACAAAUACACCUGGUACAAGAAGAACGUAACCUCACCAAAAGCAUCAGGACAGAGUUACAGCAUCACUAACAUCAUCUCUGAGGACAGAGGAGAAUAUUACUGUGAGGCUGAAAAUAAAUAUGGACGUCUCAACUCUUCUUCUGUGUUUGUGGACGUUCAGUAUACUACAACAUUGUUUCUCUGGGUUCCUGUGAUGGGGGUGGGGGCUGUCCUGACUGUUGGAGCUCUUCUAGUCACCAUCUACUACUAUAUGAAGAGGAGACACACAGGAGGAAGUGAUGACACAGCAGACAGACAGAGUGUACAUCCUGACCCCAACAGUGACAUGUACACAUCUCUGAACAUGAAGACCAGGUCACCAGAGUAUGACACCCUGGCAAAUGUGAGGGACUUCGCAGUGACACACACAGGCCCUCAGAUACAUGCUGAGCCCUCCGAUUAUGAGAACUUAAGAGAACCACCACAGAACCUGGACUGAAGAGAACCACCACAGAACCUGGACUGAAGAGAACCACCACAGAACCUGGACUGAAGAGAACCACCACAGAACCUGGACUGAAGAGAACCACCACAGAACCUGGACUGAAGAGAACCACCACAGAACCUGGACU